This is a messenger RNA of Leptosomus discolor (cuckoo roller), 658 nucleotides long. Lineage: Eukaryota; Metazoa; Chordata; Aves; Leptosomiformes; Leptosomidae. The record is from RefSeq and is a predicted model, not a curated record.
CACCAUCAGCGACAUCUCGAUCCUGAAGCUGAAAGUGGACAAAUGCUCGCGCCAAGACACUGUCUUCAUGAAGAAGCACGGCCAGCAGCUCUACCGGCACAUCUACCUGAUAUGCAAGGAGGAGAGCAACGUGCAGGCUCACUACGAGGCUCUCUACAGCAUGCUGAUGCUCAUCAGCAUCGAGCUGGCCAACGAGGAGGUCGUGGUGGACCUCAUCCGCCUGGUGCUGGCAGUGCAGGAGAUCGCCCAGAUCAACGAGGACAACUUGACCGCCUACAACCGCUGCGCCCUUUUCGCCCUCGGGGCGGCUUACCUGAACCUCAUCAGCCAGCUCACCACCGUGCCCACCUUCUGCCAGCACAUCCACGAGGUCAUCCAGAUGCGACAGAAGGAAGCUCCCUAUCUUCUCCCUGAAGAUGUGUUUGUGGAGAGACCCAGGUUGAGCAAGAGCCUUGACCGCCUGGGCCCGGAGGUCUUCUUCUGGCAGAGCAAGAUCAGUGAGGUGCUGGGUGGCAGCGGCUACAAUUCGGACCGGCUCAGCACACCCUACGUCCCCCAGCUGACGGAUGAAGAUCGCUUGUCCAAGAGGAAGAGCAUCGGCGAGACCAUUUCCCUGCAGGUCGAGGUGGAGUCGCGAAACAGUCCUGAGCGAGAGCAG